CCCUCAUGCACAGAGAUAACGGGCUCCAGUAUUAAAGACCCUGCCCUUUCCCAACAAACCUCACAAGAGCCUGUGGCUGAUUGAAACCUUGUUUGGACCUAACAUCAUGGUGCUCUUUUUGCUGGCUGAUCUGUUCUUGGCUCUGGCCGCCCUCCAGACUACGUCUGCUGCCCAGAUCAUAGUUCCGGACCCCUGCCUGGCCUACAUCAGUCUGAACGAGCCCUGGCGGAACACUGACUACCACGUCAACAACUCAGCAGGCGUGCCCCUGUGUGACCGCCAUGUGGCCGGAGAGUGGUACCGCUUCACCGGUAUGUCUGGGGACGCCAUGCCCACUUUCUGCAUCGAGGAGAACCACUGUGGCACCCAUGCGCCCAUCUGGCUGAACGGUAGCCACCCGCAGCCCGCCGAGGGCAUCGUCACCGUGCCCACGUGUGCCAGCUUCAAUGAAGACUGCUGCCACUGGCAAGGAACUGUGGAAGUGAAGGCCUGUUCCAAGGGUUACUACGUGUACCGCCUGCCACGGCCCUCCGUGUGCUUCCACGUUUACUGUGGCCAUUUCUAUGACAUCUGUGAUGAGGUGGACUGCAGUGGUCCUGACUGUCCAGCAGAACCAGAAUGUCGUUGCCCUGCUGGGACAGUGCUGGGCCCAGACGCUCAGACCUGCCUGGAUGUAAACGAGUGUGAGAAAGGCAACGGCGGCUGUGCUGAAGUGUGUGUCAACACCAAGGGUUCCUGGAGGUGUGAGUGCAGCCCAGGACGAGUAUUGGACCCGGAUGGCCAGACCUGCAAUGACAUCGCAGGCUGCCACAAUGUGAACGGAGGUUGUAGUCACGGCUGCAUGGAGGAGCAGGACUCGUAUUACUGCCACUGCCCCAGAGGCCUGACGCUGGGGGAGGACAAGCGCACCUGUCAGGUCCCUGUGCAGUGUGACCCCAGCUCUAUUGAGGUUUCUGUUCCCAAAGACCUUGUGGGCGGGCUGGAGCUAUUCCUGUCCAACUCUUCGUGCCGAGGAGUUUCUAACGGCACUCACAUCAACCUGCGCUUCAGCCUGAAGACCUGCGGCACCGUGGUGAAGGUCAUUGAUGAUAAAAUAGUGGGCACUAAUCUGGUGACCGGUUUGCCUAGGUCCAGUCCGGGCAGCACUGGAGAUCUGAUUGUGCGCACCAGUAAGCUGCUGCUGCCGGUCACCUGUGAGUUUCCGGGCCAUUAUGAGGUUUCGGACGGCUUCGUGCCCAGUGCCCGCAGUGGUGCACUGGAGCUGUCUGGCCACAGUCAGGGCGUUUUCCCCUUCGUUCUGGAGCUCUUCCGCAGCGCAGAGUUCUCUGAGCCGUACCGGCAGCCUCCGCAGCUCCGCCUGCGAGACUCGCUCUACUUCGGCGUGGAGCCUCGCGAACGCGUGGACGGCCUGGCCACACUGGUGGAGACCUGCUUCGCGACACCAGGACCACGAGCAGACCAGGCCCUCAAAUACUACCUCAUCAGGGAUGGCUGCAUCUCUGAUGAAACAGUGCGUCAGAUCACAGCUAGAGACCAGCUCUCUAAACACUACCAGGUCCCCGUCUUCAAGUUCGUUGGCAGUGACAACAGAGAGGUGUACCUGCACUGUCGGGUGCUGGUGUGCGGGCAGGGUGAGUCUCGCUGUGCGCAGGGCUGUCGUAGACGACUGAGAAGAGAAAUCUGGACCGAGCAGCACCAGGAGAAACAUAUGCUGACCGGCGGACCCAUCUUCAUACUGCCAGACCCCUGACACCCACACUCCACACUCCACCAUCACUCAUUCACCUUUGAUCUUGACCUGUGCUGAAUAAUUAAAGGGGAAUUCCAUCAAUUUUUCUUCAUAAAUAAAUUGUUAAGAUGCAAACAAGGCCAUUCAGAGUGAGGAUGGAUGUAAAAUACAUCCUCACCUGCAUCCACAGUGCUGCCUGAGUUAUGAUAUUUUAUGAUAGUUUUAUCUUAAGAUUUUAGCCAAAGAUGGAUUUUUUUUGGUGCGGAAAGGUACAUGCAGGGUGUUCUAAGGCAAAAGAAAACUCAAAGAUUCUUUUUUGUUGUACCAGUAAUUCAGCAUUAUCAGCCUAAAAAACUCAGAAGGCCCAUCAAGGUUAUUUUGGAUAGAAUGGCUAUAUGUGCACCGAAGACACUGCGAUCCCUGGUUCCUAUCACCACCACUGUAAAGAAAUUCAUACAGUGCUCCAUUUCUUAUUAAACCAAUCUGAGUAACUUUGUUUAUAGCUCAACUAUUGGAUUAUUCAGAAAUGUUGAAAAUUUGGUGGAAUACCCCUUUAAUUGUUUUUAUCAACAUCACAGUUUUGAAAAAUGCUAUUUUCAAAUUACAAGCAUUGUAAUUUUAAUUUUAGCUUAUAUUAUAAACAGUGUUGUCUUACAUUUCAUAUGUGCAUGAAGUCAGCCUGAUAAGACAGAGCUUAUUAACCGUCUGUAGAUGAGUUAGACCAACCAAAGCAAACAAACACCCCUGUGCUGUGUAUGUGGCACUGCUACAACCGUCCGGCACACUGCCUUCAAUGAUCAAACCUGAAGCCUGAAAAAGUGAUUGUGACCAGGCCUGGAACUCACAGAAAACCGUCACAAUUUAUAUCGCAGUCUCAAUAUUGUUCAGAAAAAUCACAUUUAGGCUUCUAACCUGUAUCGUUUAGCCGUAACCUGAGCUCUACAACUGCUCACUCAAACCUAAUGACCCUAUAUCUACACACACCAUAUUAACCCCUGCACGCUCCAGCUGAGUAAUCCCAUCUGCAACUACAGAAUGAUUUCAGCUAAUCUCUCACUCAUCACUGUACACCUCCACCUCAGUUCAUCCUCAUCACACACGAUGACAUCGAAUUUACACAGCGUUUAGAGAGAGACACACUUCAUAUAGAUCUGAUUCAGUGGAUCAGCCAGCAGUGAAUUCAUCUUACAUUAUUCAGGCCUGUGAGUUAAUGGAUGCUCUGUAGCACUGAACUCAUUCAUUUCCCUUUACCAGUCAAAUACAUAUAAUCAUAAUAAUAAUAAACAGACACAAAUAAAUAUGCACUUUUGAACAGUACUAUGUAUGAUAUAUAUAUAUAUAUAUAUAUAUAUAUAUACACACAUAUGGUUCAGAUCCAAUCUCUGACAUGAUGGUUCACAUUCAUUUAGUUAAGUGACUCAAAUCUCUCAUUGGCUCUGUUUACAUGCACAGAUUUUUGCCAAUCCAAUUUAAUACAUAUGAAGCGGUGAGAGGAAGACGUUGUGUUCUGAGACACAUAAGUUGGACGUCCGUCCCACCGCCGUCUUUUAAAGAUCAGAGACCAGUUUCUGCUCCGCCAUGUUGAAUGGUAUAAACUCUCGCUAUGACGCGACGAACAUGAUCAGAACGGACUUAAACUUUCAGGGAAUGUAAUCAGAUACAGACAUUUACACGGUUAUUAUUCUACUGUUUAACAGAUUAUUUACAGGAUUACUCACCUCGUUCAGUCGGAUAGAAACUGCAUUCCGAUUGGCCUCAAUCGGACUAGUCUGUACAGAUUGAGGUGUUUACAUGGACGUAUUCUAUUCUGAUAAACUGUAAACGUGGCUAUUGAUGUAAACGAAACUGUCUCAUAAAACGACCCGCAUGCGUAUGUCUUAGUAAGGUCACGUAAGCAAAUCAUGUGAUCACCAAUGAACAGCAAACAGACUAACGAGCAGAACGAGCUUCGCUGUGAAGAUAAUUAACUCUGAUCAGCUCUCAGCUUCAUUAUUAGAGCGAGACGAAGGAGAAAAAGGUGAGAUGAGCUGCUUUUCCACCGUUUACAGGCUUUAACUUCUGUUUUGGCGCUGCUGCCAUGGUAACGCUGAAUGAUUGGCGCAGGCACAGUGGGGAAAAAAAGCGCCUGAAUUCUGAUCUAAGCGUCACAUUAAGGUCGCACGGCCACGAAUCGGAUACGUAUCUGACUAGGACCACAUAUGAAAGUGCCCCAGGUUGAAUUUGAAAAGAUCGGAUUUGCAUGUUCACACAGUCCUGAAAACACAUUAGUGUUUCAGUCACAUUAGGGCAAAAAAUCGGAUUUGUGCCACUUCAACUGGGUAAUGUGAACGUAGCCUUUGUGUCUGACUAAGACCUUGUAUGACAUACUGUUUCCUAUAAAAAUGGACUUAAGCUGAAACCAUUUUAAGUGGCAUUACUGAGUCAAGAGAAUAAAAACAGGCUGGUAAACCAUGAAAUACUAAUUUAAAAGUCUGAAGUGUUCUCGGGGAAGGGGUCCGAAGAGCAUCCCGCUUCACAAAAUGUUCUUCUGCAGCUUGUGUGCAAUUACACAUUUUCUCCAGAGAGGUCUCCAAAUCCCCAAAUAUACUUACAUAGUGUAGGUUUAAUUUUAGUUGAAUAUUUAUGGGUGAUCCAGACUUAAAAAGUAGCCAUUUCAAGCUUGAUAUGUGUUCAGAACUGCAGAAUAUAGUAAAUGGACAAAAUUAAUGACGCUAACACAAAUAUAAUUGGGAAGUCAGUGUUACAUUUUAAUAAAUUACAAAUAUAUUACAUACAGUCAGAGCACACACUGACACUGAAAAGGUUAGGCAUAAUUUUGACUUUCAGCCACAGUCAUACAAAUUUGUCUACCUGUCCUUUUGCUGUUCUGCUUCGGUCAGAGUUAUUAUUCUAUUCUAAGAAUGUUGUUUUCAUUAUCACGUAUCUUUUUGGGGGGCAAUGUUUCUGGUUGAGAGCAGUAUAAUUCGAAAGGUGGAAUACUAAAACUGUACACUGACUAGUUCUUCCACUGGGUGACUUCUCAAAGCUUAAACAGACCUGUUUUAAAACAGUAGCCCUAUGGGUGUACUAUAUACAAGCACACAAAAUCAUAACCUAUUUAUCAUCAAUGUCCACAGAUUUUUUUACUUUUCUGCAUUAUUUGAACACAGUAGCUCUCCUUUGUAUUGUGUGGAGAUUUUAUGAUGACUGGAUCGGCAGAAACGCUCCAGAAUUGUGUGGAAUAACUUUCAUUAACUUGCAUUAAAAGUAAAGAAAUGCCUUCUUCUGUAAAGUUACCAUUUUGGAGAUACUUGUUUUUCUUUGGACGGCGAUGUUAUAUUACCCUGUAAGUAAAGCUAUAACUUCAUAUAUAACAAUAAAGAGGAAUGUCUGGAA
Molecule: messenger RNA, 5104 nt
Organism: Colossoma macropomum (tambaqui)
Lineage: Eukaryota; Metazoa; Chordata; Actinopteri; Characiformes; Serrasalmidae
Gene: oit3
Product: oncoprotein induced transcript 3
Exons: 9
Coding region: 107-1750 (547 amino acids)
Molecular function (GO): calcium ion binding
Source: RefSeq, a predicted model, not a curated record